This is a messenger RNA of Erinaceus europaeus (western European hedgehog), 4612 nucleotides long. RefSeq names its product UTP15 small subunit processome component (gene UTP15). Gene Ontology annotation, molecular function: protein binding. Gene Ontology annotation, cellular component: nucleolus. Lineage: Eukaryota; Metazoa; Chordata; Mammalia; Eulipotyphla; Erinaceidae. The transcript is spliced from 13 exons. The record is from RefSeq and is a predicted model, not a curated record. The coding region runs from base 313 to 1869 and encodes 518 amino acids. Gene Ontology annotation, biological process: rRNA processing; positive regulation of transcription by RNA polymerase I.
GGUUUUUAUUUUGUGUUUUCUCAUAGAACCCAGGGCAGUACUUUGUUUCUCCCUUCCGGGAACAUUCGCCGAGCACUCCCACGAAUAACAUCCCAGACACAGAGGGCUCGUUGUAGCGGGACAAGGACAGGGUUUCUCGGAAGGUGUGCUGAGCUCCUGCAGCAGCCGCAGGUGACCGAUGAGCGGCGGGUAGGAAGAGGCGGCGGGAGCGACCAGACGUUUAGAUAAGAAGGCUCAGCGGUCAGGGAGUGCUGAGAGGUGCUGUGAUUCUCAGCUAUUCCCCACUGGACAGCAGCACAAUCAUACGAAAGUAUGGCUGGUUAUAAGCCUGUUGCCAUUCAGACAUACCCUGUGCUAGGUGAGAAGAUCACCCAAGACACACUGUACUGGAGCAACUAUAAGACCCCUGUGCAGAUCAAGGAGUUUGGUGCGGUGACCAAAGUAGACUUCUCCCCGCAGCCUCCGUAUAACUAUGCUGUCACUGCUUCCUCAAGGAUCCACAUUUAUGGCCGCUACUCCCAGGAGCCUAUCAAAACCUUUUCUCGAUUUAAAGACACGGCAUACUGUGCUACUUUUCGGAAGGACGGCAGGCUCCUCGUGGCCGGCAGUGAAGAUGGCGGAGUUCAGAUCUUUGAUACCAGUGGCAGGGCCCCGCUCAGACGCUUCGACGGGCACACAAAAGCUGUCCAUAUGGUUGAUUUUACAGCUGACCAAUACCAUGUAGUUUCUGGGGCUGAUGAUUAUACAGUUAAAUUAUGGGAUAUUCCAAACUCUAAAGAAGUGCUGACGUUCAGAGAACAUUCUGAUUAUGUGCGGUGUGGAUGUGCCAGCAAACUGAACCCGGAUCUCUUUGUAACAGGGUCAUACGAUCACACUGUGAAGAUGUUUGACGCGCGGACUGAUGGGAGCGUCCUCUCUGUGGAUCACGGGCAGCCGGUGGAGAGUGUCCUGCUCUUCCCCUCCGGGGGGCUGCUGGUAUCAGCAGGGGGUCGCCACGUCAAGGUCUGGGACAUGCUGAAAGGAGGCCAGUUGCUUGUGUCUUUGAAGAAUCAUCACAAGACGGUGACGUGUUUGUGUCUGAGCAGCUCUGGACAGAGACUGCUGUCCGGCUCCCUGGACAGGAAAGUGAAAGUGUAUAGCACGGCUUCCUACAAAGUGGUCCACAGCUUCGAUCACGCGGCUUCCAUUCUGAGUGUGGCGCUCGCACAUGAAGAUGAGACCAUCGUGGUGGGGAUGACCAACGGGAUCCUGAGCGUCAAACACCGCAAAGCGGAGGCCAAGAAGGACCCCCUUCCCAGGAGGCGGCGGCCUGCAUACCGGACUUUCAUCAAGGGGAAGAAUUACAUGAAGCAGCGGGAUGAUAUCAUGAUCAACAGACCAUCAAAAAAAUACCUAGAAUUGUACGACAGAGAUCUGAAAAACUUCCGGAUCUCUAAGGCACUUGACAGAGUCCUAGAGCCGGAUUGCACCAUAAAGACACCCGAGGUCACAGUCUCCAUCAUAAAGGAGUUAAAUCGAAGAGGAGUCCUUGCCAAUGCCCUCGCAGGCCGGGACGAAAAAGAAAUCACCCGUGUUCUGAACUUCCUGAUAAGGAACCUGUCUCAGCCAAGAUUCGCCCCUGUUUUAAUCAGUGCUGCUGAGAUAAUUAUUGAUAUAUAUCUGCCGGUGAUUGGUCAGUCACCUGUAGUUGAUAAAAAGUUUUUGGUACUUCAAGGACUUGUAGAAAAGGAGCUUGAUUACCAAAGGGAGCUGCUGGAGACCUUGGGAAUGAUGGAUAUGCUUUUUGCUACCAUGACAAGGAGUGAAAAUACUUCUGUGUUACAGUACACGUCUGACGGACUUGCAGAAAACAAGAAGAUAGAGGCAUAGUGUCUCCUUAAUAAGACACCAAAGAACUCUAAACCUGGAAUAGAUUUCACCCACUGGAAAUAGAAUAUUUUUGUUAUAUUAUUAAAAAAAAAUUUUACAGAAGCAAUUUUAUGAAAGAGACUGGAGUAAUUAUGCUUGGAAAGUAAGUGCCUGUUUUGAGACAUGGAUUUCCACCGAGCGCCUUGGAGAACUGUGUCGUGUUCAGCUGGAAGAUCUCGCUUGUGUUGGAACAGAGUAUGAGCCUUGGGCACACUGAGCGCAGUGUGAGGAGACAGAGUCCUGCAGCACCAUCCGGGCCGCGUUCUGCUCUUGUCAAGGAACAGGGCUGGGCUGCCUCCCCGGACAGCAGCAGAUCAACAGAUGACAGCACCAGCUGAGCUUUCCUCCCCGCUCACAGCGAUAUGCCUGCCUCAGUGUCCGGCCCAGUGACCGUGCCUUGCCUCUCUGACACGCCAUUCCCUCACACUCUGCUUCAGCUGCUACUAGGACUGUGUUUGCCGAGUGUGGUGGUGGAACGUGGGCUCAGAACAGUGCACGUGAAGACUGCAGUGUGAUGAGGCAGUGCUGAUGGCUAAAACAUUUCUUUCUUGCCUUCACUUGCUCAUCAGAGAGAACCAAAGCUUCACUGUGGCACGUGAGAUGCCAGGGGCUGAACUCAGGACUCACCCACUGGGCUACCUCCCAGGCCCUGUUUUCUGGUUUGUUUUUUUCCCCAGCGUGUGACAUUCUCACAGGUGUAAGAUGGCUUCAUGUUUUUAUUCGUCUCUCUGGUAAUCAGUGACUUGGCUUUUUCCACAUGUCUGUUGACUGUCUGCAUAUCUUGGAGCAGUCUGUAGCCGCACGACCCUGAAUGUGCCCGGUCUUCCUGACCAUCUUUGGGGAAGAGUCUGUUCAUAUCCUCUUUCCAUCCUAGAGGGCUGGUUGUGUUCUGUGAGCUUCUUACGCACUUUCAUGACCAGCCCUCUGGUGUACGGCUUGCCGAGAGCCCUCACUCUGUACGGGGCAUCUUGUUUUGCCAGUGGCUCCUUUUGCUGGGCAGAAGAUGUCCAGUUGGGUGUCGCCCCAUUAGUUCAUUUCUCAUUCCUUUUUCCUUGUUGAACAUGAGUCUCAAGCUGUUUCUGAAGCAGACGCCCUGCCUGUUGUAUUCUGUGCAUUUUAUAGCUUCUGACAGCCGAGCCCUCAAGCCGUUUUGAGUUGAUUUGUGGUCAUCAUGGGAUGUGGUGUUCCUGUUCAUUCUUCUGUGUGCCUCAACCCAGUCUGCUGCAAACACUCUCCUGUCUCCACGCCAUGUCUGCAGCUCCUUCAACAAGACCUAAUUUUGAGGUGGAGACGCCUCACCACACAGGCACACGGCUUGCCAAGCAGGCUGCCCGGGUCUGAGUCGCACGUUGUGAUGCCCAGCCUCGAGGGGGUGGGGCGGGUGUCUUGUUUUCGCCUUGCUAUGAAAUGAAUCCGUUCCCGAUGGAUAAUCCUAGGCCAGGGGCUCCUGCCACGCUGACCUAGCAGAUCCUCCCUCCCCACCCGAAACAGUUGUCUGUGAUGAUCAAAGAAAAGCUUUCUAGUCAGACUCUCAACGCUGCAGUUUUGUGAACUUAGAGACUUUUUUUCUUUAAAUUUAUUUUCCCUUUUUGUUGCCCUUGUUGUUUUAUUGUUGUUACUGAUGUCAUCAUUGUUGGACAGGACAGAGAGAAAUGGAGAGAGGACAGGAAGAUGGGGAGAGAAAGACAGACACCUGCAGACCUGCUUCACCGCUUGUGAAGCGACUCCCCUGAAGCCGGGGCCUUGGACCGGGAUCCUUACGGCGGUCCUUGUGCUUCGCGCCAUGUGCGCUUAACCCGCUGCGCCACCGCCCGACUCCCCCAGACUUAGAGAUUUUUAAAGCAGGAGAACACUUGAACGUUUCGGUGUGGGUCUAAGCUCCGAUUUAAACAGGACAGUGGCUCAUAGAAUGACCGAUGUUUGCUUUCCUGAGCAAUUGGAUUAGUCAAGAUCAGAAAGUUUUCUUGUAGAAAUGGAUGGUUUUAUUUAACUUUUGUAUUUAAAACUUUAAAAAGUUUAUAAGUAUGCCGAUAAUUCGUGCUUGUGAAAUUUUUAAGUUGACCGUCUGUGUGACUGUGUACUGUCACCAAGUGCAACAUGACAGGUUUCCCGAACAAUCCUGGGCACGGAUCUCACCCCGCUACUCAGCACCCCAGCGAGUCCUCCACACCCUGGCACGCCCACCAGCCCGCUCGCUCCUUUGACAGGACUUUACCUGGGCUAUGGCUACCAUGGGAUUACAGCUUUUGUUUUUUAAGUUAAAAUUGUCCAUCAGUACUGUUGCCUUUCAGGAAUCAUCUUAUAGGUAGUACUCAGUGGGACCACUAGGAAGUAGCUGCAAGUAUUUACAGUUGGAGUAGACAGUGUAAGACGCUGCUGCAGACGUGAGUUUAGCUGGAGCAUUUGCAGACGUUACUAAGCCUGAGAACACACCGUUGGGGUUCAGAGAAUAUGGACAUCCAGUGUGCAGACGGUGUAUCAUGCUCAUCAAAUCAGACACUGGGAAGCUUUGCUUGUCAGGUCAAGCAUUUCCAGUGUGAUUUUGAGGGAAAUCUUAAGUCUUAAGUGUAUAAAUGCUGCUGACCUCUCGAGAGGAUUUGGGUUGUAAAGAGCUAUUUAAAGAAAAGUCUGCUUUACUUAAAUGAACUAGCAAACCUGGUACCCUUAAAGUGAUUAUUAAAAUGUACUAGCUUUCUAAAUGGAA